AUGGUCCGCGCCUGCGACUUCUGCCGCACGCGCAAAAUCCGCUGCGACACCGCGAAGCCGACAUGCUCCGCGUGCCGCAACAGUAACCGGGUCUGCGUGUACCACAGCGGCCCACGGAAACAACGACCAUCUGCGGCGCGCAUCGAGUUCCUGGAGAGUGAGAGGGCGGCGCUGGAGGACGCGUUGGUGAGACUGAAGGGUGCGGAUAAGGCACAGCGCGAUGCGCUGCUCGAGUCAGUGGUUGUGCGUGGUGGGCGGGUGUCGCUGGGACAGGGGGGAAGGGUCGCGAAUGAAUGGGAGAGAACGAUGCAGCGGAGUCUUGGGGAUAGGAUUCUUUCUCCGAUGUCGUGUACGAGGGGGGAGGGUGUUGCUAUACAAGAAGAGGAUAAUCGGGGCCGCGAUGACGGCGGUGGGCUGAACCAAGGUGAUCAUGAGCGAGCGCUUUCUCCGGGGAAGGGGAAAGACGUCUGGGCCAUAGGCGUGUCUGAUAAGGCAGACAAGAGCCCUCACGCCAGCGACAGUAUCUUCAGCUCGACGUCUGUCGUCCAGGCCAGCACCGCAAGGCACCCACACAGCCAUGAGCAGCAACGUGCCGCCACAGAGACGCUGCGCUACCAGUUAAUCGCCAACGCCGCAAUGGAGCGACAGCAAGAGCACCGACUGCGCGGGUUAUCGACAAUCCGAGGAGUCCCCGCAGAACUCGCGCUCCAUCUCCUCCACCUCCACUGGAGCCGACAGCACCACACUUUCCUUCUCACGUACCGGCCGGUCUUCAUGCGCGAGCUACAGCACGGAGGGCCCUACUGCUCCGACCUGUUAUUGUACACCGUCUUUGCAUGUGCGUCAAAGUUCUCCGAGCGGCCAGACCCAGAAACCGGACAGGCUUUCUUUGCCCGAUGCGAUGAGCUCUUGCUACAACACGGGCUACUGAUUCAAUCAAGCAUCCCCACCGUCAUUGCCCUGGUCAUGCUUGGGUCGACAUUUAUCGCCAGAGGCAUGGCCUCCAAGGGAUGGCUGUAUACCGGAUAUGCGAUGCGCAUGAUAUACGACCUGGGCCUCCACACUGAGCCGCAGAUCGAAGUGACCAAGUAUAAUGUUGAAGAGAUUGAGAUCCGACGUCGCGUCUUUUGGGGCGCGUUUGUCUGCGAGAAGCUGCAGAGCCUGUAUCUGGGGCGGCCGCCGACGAUCAGACUACAGGAUGCGCAUGUUUCGCACGAGUUUCUGGAUACGUUUGAGGAGCUUGAACCGUGGGAGCCGUAUGACGAUUGUCCUACGAGCACAAAGGGUCCCGGAAUGGUGUCGUUGACACCGCCGUUGGCAUACUCUGUGUCGGUCUUUCAGCAGCUCUGUCUGCUCUCACAGAUCAUGACGCAGAUCAUCGACAAAAUCUACUGCGUCGGAGCAGCUAGCUCAAGCACCCGUCGCGAGAUCGGCGCCCUCGACGAUGCCCUCACCUCCUGGUACACCAAUCUGCCCGACCACCUUGCGUACGAGCCCUGGGCGCGAGACCCUCUCGACCCACCAGCGGCCAUCGCUCCGAACCGCAUCAUCCUGCUAACAACCUACCACUUUCUCAUCGUUCUGCUCCAUCGUCCAUUCAUCACGGCCUCCAACCCAAGCACUCACAGCCACACCACCAGCACACCCGGAAUCCCCCCCGUCGCCUGGGAACGCUGCACCACAGCCUCUCGCCAUAUCACCAGCCUCGCCCUAAGCUACCAAUCCAUCUAUCCACUCCGCAAAUCAAGCUACCUGCUCAGCUACUCGGUUUAUGUCGCAUGCACGAUCCACGUGCUCAACACGGCCUCGCUCGCGGCCGGUAAUGACAGACAUGCGCACGCCGAAUCGUUGACACUGCUCAGCGCGAGUCUGAAGUGUCUUGAUGCGCUGGCGGUACCGAACUCUGGGGUCGCUGAUACGGCGGGGAUUAUUCGGAGGCUUAUAUUGGCGAAUGGGCUCGAGGAGGCAUCGGGUGUUGUGGAAGACCAGGACUUGGCACGGACUCAGCCCUCUGAGAAUGCGCCGCUGUUUUCGAAUGUGUCCCGCGUGUAUGAUGAUAUCGAGCAGAUGCAGCUUUUUCAGGAUAUCUUUGACCCGGGGCAGGACUUGCUGUUUGGAUUUAUGAAUGAGAAUAUAUCUCUGGGGACAUUUGGUUUACAUGAAGGACUUCCUGAUGAACUGAAUACCAAUGAAUAG
Molecule: messenger RNA, 2196 nt
Organism: Aspergillus versicolor CBS 583.65
Lineage: Eukaryota; Fungi; Ascomycota; Eurotiomycetes; Eurotiales; Aspergillaceae
Exons: 2
Coding region: 1-2196 (731 amino acids)
Biological process (GO): DNA-templated transcription; regulation of DNA-templated transcription
Molecular function (GO): DNA-binding transcription factor activity, RNA polymerase II-specific; zinc ion binding; DNA binding
Source: RefSeq, a predicted model, not a curated record